Aspergillus versicolor CBS 583.65 is the source of this 1787-nucleotide messenger RNA. Its product is annotated as Zn(II)2Cys6 transcription factor. The coding region runs from base 175 to 1620 and encodes 481 amino acids. The record is from RefSeq and is a predicted model, not a curated record. The transcript has 3 exons. NCBI's taxonomy places the organism in Eukaryota, Fungi, Ascomycota, Eurotiomycetes, Eurotiales, Aspergillaceae. Gene Ontology annotation, molecular function: zinc ion binding; DNA-binding transcription factor activity, RNA polymerase II-specific. Gene Ontology annotation, biological process: regulation of DNA-templated transcription.
ACCUUGCAAGGCUGGCUGCUAGCCAGCUAUCUCGAACAACUGCGCCACCGGAUCGGCUACCCUGGUUCAUGUGGCCUGCCGUAGCAGAGCGUCCCGGUAUCGCCACUUCCUCGUCUCAUCGCCGACAUUGUUCGAAUUCCCUCCAGGGUUGAUUGCCGACGAUUCUGAGCUACGAUGCUGCACUCGAAUGAUCAAGUUGUCCCGGGCCAUGUCCAGAGAUCUAGUGCACGGUUGAGAACGAGAAGUGGAUGUGGCGAAUGUCGGCAGCGCCGGAAGAAGUGCGAUGAGAAACGGCCCCGAUGCGGAGGCUGUACCCGAAAUGGCUUUGGAUGUCGAUGGCCCAGCGAGACGCAGCCCGUUGAUCGACGACGGUGUCCUAGAAAAGCAGAUGGCGGAAUCCAGCCAGUGGACACGGUAGCAGGGCUGUCCCUGCCGCCCCCUGUAAGCAUGCCUGCACCAUUUCGCAGCAGUGAGCACCUGCGGAUUUACCGAUACUUCGCGCACUCCAUAGCACCCAAACUUGUUCGGCAGACCGCCUUGUCCAGGUAUUCCCAUGAACUACACAUCGUCCGUCUUGCCCUGGCUCACCCACCUCUCAUGGGAGCUCUAAUUGCCACUGCUGGGAUGAGGAUCUCGUCGCAGUCACCCAACUCCCGGUCGCUAGCUUUACAAAGUUAUUUGUUUUCUAUUUCGAGCCUGAGGACGGGUCUGAUGGAGGGACGGUAUGCCGGCACCGAGGAUUGGCUUCUGGCCACCACUACCUGCUUGUGUCUUUUUGAAAACUCUCGCUGCGAUGCGAUGCCAAAUGCGGGGGCUCAUGUGUUGGCCUCGGGUCGGAUGUUGUCUCUUCGCAGACCAAAACCCCGAAACGCCUCGCAAGAGGCCGUGGUCUUCGAGCGCAUCUGCGUGGAGUCAUUUCUGUACCACGCUGCCCUUCUUACGCUGUUUGACCCUUCCGUCAACUGCCUGCCACUUACCAGGGAAGGUCUCAGUCUGGAGCCCUACUUUUCAGAUCCGGAUCACCCAGACGACGUCCCACCGGGCACCUUGACGUCAACCCAGCCGGUUCUGGAUGCGUCUUUUAAGUUCUACCUGUUUAUUGUAGAUGUUAUAAAGUUGGCUCGGUCAUCUCUUCUGGCAACCACUGCCGAUUCUGAAGCCUGGUAUCGAGCGGAAGACACGGUAGCGCAUUUGGAGACGACCAUUAACAACCAACAGAUGUCCAAUUCAGAAAAUCACGUCGGACGGCUUUAUACUGUGGCAAUCCGAAUUCUACUUAUAUACGCAGAGCCAAAGCGCUCCAUGCUCGAUUGGGUCAAGCUGAUGGAAUUAUAUCUUCUCCGAGGUCUUGAAAUCAUUACAAAACUGGCUGUUGACGAGUGGUUUUCGUACUAUUAUUUGUGGCCGCUAUUGGUUGUGGGCUCAGUGGCAGUCAUACCUGGAGAGAAGCAGAUCGUCCGAGCGAAGCUUUCCCAGGUAUCUGCCUCACGUCAAAGCGGUCCUAUUUCCCUGGCGCAAUAUCGCCUGUCGAAAGUCUGGAGAGCAGGUGCUCAAUAUAAUGACUCUGAUCGUGGGCGAGUUGUUUCAAGGCAGCUUCGGGCGUUGCUAAAGGAUGAUUGAUGGCUUCAGUAUUCUACUCCUGGCUAGGUUGGUUGGCUUGUAUCUGACAUCAGAGCUGUGCACUACAGCCUAUCAGGCUUCAAAAGCAUAUGACACAUUUAUGUAACCACAGUCCACGAGUUAAAAUCCCGUCCCCGUAGAAUUAGACUCUCAACAGUCACAUAUUU